This is a messenger RNA of Cercocebus atys (sooty mangabey), 3370 nucleotides long. It is a transcript of the gene RNF216, whose product is annotated as ring finger protein 216. NCBI's taxonomy places the organism in Eukaryota, Metazoa, Chordata, Mammalia, Primates, Cercopithecidae. Gene Ontology annotation, molecular function: zinc ion binding. The transcript has 17 exons. Bases 276 to 3044 code for a protein of 922 amino acids. The record is from RefSeq and is a predicted model, not a curated record.
CCGGAGUGCCUCUAUGGUUCUUCCUGUCCUUAGUCGGGAGGGGGCGCUGUGCGCAGGCGCGAGGUGACGCCGCGGCAGGACCGGAAGGAGUGUAGCGGCUGCCUCAGCGGCAGCGACGGAGCUCGCAGCUGUGGCUUCUGAAGAGUAAGCGGCGCGGUACCGAAGGCCGCCGAACCCGCCUGGCUAGCCGGCGAGUUGAGUGGCGAACCUUUUGAAACAGAUGGUCACCAUGUUUAGAUAUUAGCAGUCCCGUAUGUGCAGGUCUGCGUUUGAAAAUGGCAGAGGGAAACAGCAAUGAAGAGGUGAUUCACUUGAACAACUUUCACUGCCAUCGGGGACAAGAGUGGAUCAAUCUCAGAGAUGGGCCCAUCACCAUAUCUGACUCCUCAGAUGAGGAAGGGAUUCCAAUGCUGGUCACCCCAGCUCCUCAGCAGCAUGAAGAAGAGGACCUGGAUGAUGAUGUCAUCCUGACAGAAACAAAUAAACCUCAGAGAUCACGACCCAAUCUCAUCAAACCAGCUGCCCAGUGGCAAGAUCUGAAAAGGUUGGGAGAAGAAAGCCCUAAAAAGUCUAGAGCAGCAUUUGAAUCAGAUAAGAGCAGCUAUUUUUCAGUGUGUAACAACCCAUUGUUUGAUUCUGGGGCACAGGAUGAUUCUGAGGAUGACUACGGUGAAUUUCUGGAUCUUGGGCCUCCUGGAAUCUCUGAAUUCACUAAGCCAAGUGGCCAAAUAGAAAAAGAACCCAAGCCUGGACCGAGUCGUAACGAAGCAGCAAAUGACAUUGUCAACCCCAGAUCAGAGCAGAAAGUCAUCAUCUUGGAAGAAAGUAGCCUUCUUUACACAGAAAGCGAUCCUUUAGAAACUCAGAACCAGUCAUCCGAAGACUCAGAGACAGAGCUGUUAUCAAAUCCAGGAGAGUCAGCUGCUCUAGCAGAUGAUCAGGCCAUCGAAGAAGACUGCUGGUUAGAUCAUCCUUACUUCCAGUCUCUGAACCAACAGCCCCGUGAAAUAACAAACCAAGUUGUUCCUCAGGAACGGCAGCCUGAAGCAGAACUGGGCCGCUUGUUUCAGCAUGAAUUCCCGGGGCCAGCUUUUCCAAGGCCAGAACCCCAGCAAGGUGGGAUUUCAGGCCCCUCUUCUCCUCAGCCUGCCCAUCCUCUAGGAGAGUUUGAAGACCAACAGUUAGCAAUUGAUGAUGAAGAGCCAGGUCCAGCCUUUCCAAUGCAAGAAUCUGAAGAGCCCAAUUUGGAAAACAUUUGGGGGCAAGAAGCUGCAGAGGUAGAUCAAGAACUUGUUGAACUAUUAGUGAAAGAAACGGAAGCAAGAUUUCCAGAUGUAGCAAAUGGGUUUAUUGAGGAAAUAAUUCAUUUGAAGAAUUAUUAUGAUCUGAAUGUACUUUGUAAUUUUCUUCUGGAAAAUCCAGAUUAUCCAAAGAGAGAAGAUAGAAUCAUCAUAAAUCCCAGUAGCAGUCUGCUGGCCAGCCAGGAUGAGACAAAGUUGCCUAAAAUAGACUUUUUUGACUAUUCUAAAUUGACUCCUCUUGACCAGCGCUGCUUCAUCCAAGCUGCUGACCUCCUCAUGGCAGACUUCAAAAUGCUCAGUAGUCAGGACAUCAAGUGGGCGCUGCAUGAGCUCAAAGGACACUAUGCAAUCACCCGAAAGGCCUUUUCUGAUGCCAUUAAAAAAUGGCAGGAGCUAUCACCAGAAACCAGUGGAAAAAGGAAGAAGAGAAAAGAAAUGAACCAGUAUUCUUACAUCGAUUUCAAGUUUGAACAAGGUGACAUAAAAAUAGAAAAGAGGAUGUUCUGUCUUGAAAAUAAGCGACGACAUUGUAGGUCCUAUGACCGGCGUGCUCUCCUUCCAGCUGUGCAACAAGAGCAGGAGUUCUAUGAGCAGAAAAUCAAAGAGAUGGCAGAGCAUGAAGACUUUUUGCUUGCCCUGCAGAUGAAUGAAGAACAGUAUCAAAAGGACGGCCAACUGAUUGAGUGUCGCUGCUGCUAUGGGGAAUUUCCAUUCGAGGAGCUGACGCAGUGCGCAGAUGCUCACUUGUUCUGCAAAGAGUGUCUCAUCAGAUAUGCCCAAGAGGCAGUCUUUGGAUCUGGAAAGUCGGAGCUCAGCUGCAUGGAAGGCAGCUGCACGUGUUCGUUCCCAACCAGUGAGCUGGAGAAGGUGCUCCCCCAGACCAUCCUAUAUAAGUACUAUGAACGAAAAGCCGAGGAGGAGGUUGCAGCAGCCUACGCCGACGAGCUUGUCAGGUGCCCCUCCUGUAGCUUUCCUGCUCUGUUGGACAGUGAUGUGAAGAGGUUCAGCUGUCCUAAUCCUCGCUGCCGAAAGGAAACCUGUAGGAAGUGUCAGGGACUCUGGAAAGAACAUAAUGGCCUCACCUGUGAAGAGCUGGCUGAAAAAGAUGACAUCAAGUACCGUACCUCUAUUGAAGAAAAAAUGACUGCUGCCCGCAUUAGAAAAUGCCACAAGUGUGGGACUGGCCUCAUCAAAUCUGAAGGCUGCAACCGCAUGUCUUGCCGCUGUGGUGCCCAGAUGUGCUACCUCUGUCGAGUUUCUAUCAAUGGAUAUGACCAUUUCUGCCAACAUCCCCGCUCCCCAGGAGCCCCUUGCCAAGAGUGUUCAAGGUGCUCUCUCUGGACCGAUCCCACUGAAGAUGAUGAGAAGCUUAUUGAGGAAAUUCAGAAGGAGGCUGAAGAGGAACAGAAAAGAAAGAAUGGAGAGAACACCUUCAAACGCAUUGGACCCCCGCUGGAGAAGCCUGUGGAGAAGGUGCAGAGGGUGGAGGCCCUCCCGAGGCCCGUUCCGCAGAACCUGCCACAGCCACAGAUGCCGCCCUACGCCUUUGUGCACCCACCCUUCCCCCUGCCUCCCGUGCGACCUGUGUUCAACAACUUCCCUCUCAACAUGGGGCCUAUCCCAGCCCCAUACGUGCCCCCUCUGCCCAACGUGCGGGUCAACUAUGACUUCGGUCCCGUCCACAUGCCCCUAGAGCACAACCUGCCCAUGCACUUUGGCCCCCAGCCGCGGCAUCGAUUCUGAUGGCCCCGAACCCCCAUUGAGCAGCACAGAGCCCGUUUGGGGUGGGAGUGUGUAUAGAGAACCCUCCCCCAAGGCUGGUGGCUAUGCCAUUGCAUCUUAGAUCAGGUUGAAGGGUAGGCUGGUUUUCUUCCCACCCCUUUCCCAGAAGGGCCACUGCUCCCAGAAGAGUGGUCACAGCUGGUGGCCCUCUGGGGGCCUGCAUGGGAUUGGUCUGGCUCCUACUGGGCAGAGUUAAAAGGGCCUUGAAGCCCUUCCUGAAGAGUUCUGCCAUCCUAGCAGGCAGCAUGGUGGCCCUGGCUGCUGUGUCACUCCAGUCCCUACAGAAA